Molecule: messenger RNA, 624 nt
Organism: Auxenochlorella protothecoides
Lineage: Eukaryota; Viridiplantae; Chlorophyta; Trebouxiophyceae; Chlorellales; Chlorellaceae
Exons: 4
Coding region: 1-624 (207 amino acids)
Source: RefSeq, a predicted model, not a curated record
AUGGACGAGGCCCUGACGCACAAAGCCGGGCCCAGCCUGCGGCCAUUCGAGGGCCCAACCACCCGCUCCCGCAAGCGACGACUCUCUCAGCAAGCUGUUGACGCAGAAGAUGCAGCCCGUCGCCAGGUACGCUGCCCCAGCCUGGGGGACUGGAGCCUGUGCCUGUACAUCCGCUGGACGACGCUGUGCGGGGACAGCAAGGUCACGCGGCUGCCCCUGCGCCUGAUCUCCUCCAUCGAGCAGCUGCAGGGCCUGUUCAGCCGCCUGAUCCGGCACGCCUACGACGGCAGCGACCUGCCCGACUUCCUCACCUCCCCCGCCUUCCUCAUGUGCACGCCCCUGGAGGAGUUUGUCAGCGUGCCCAGCGCCCUCGGCUCCACCCACUUCCGGCUGGUGCUGCUGGCGCAGGACGGGUGGGAGUACACCGUGGCAGAGCGCGACCUGUCUUCCCACCCCGACCCCGCCGCCGACCUCAUGGUCACGAUGGCGGAGUUCCAGAGCAAUGCCCUGGACCUGGGGGACCACGAGGUGGUCUUCAACAUGGUCAGCUACCCCACGGUGUGCGUGCAGCGAGAGGUCGUGGAGCGCAUGAUCGCGCGCUGCGCUGAGGACCCGUCCGCCUAA